UACGAGGUGAUCCAGUGCAGACUUGCGAACCAGGAUAUCAGCGAAGUAGUGUUUCAUGAAGAGCGAGCAAAAGCUGCGGGCGCCUGGGGUAUCUUUCUGCUAAUUACGUCGGCGAAAUGGACCAGCGAGUUCGCCCUCCCAUCGCGGUGUGUCAUCGUUUCGCACGACGAGUUCUGUGAAUACUUUGGACCGUAUGUCACCCGUGCGUAUCGGAGCCUCGAUCCUCUUAACAUCAAUACCGCGUCUCGUCAAGACCUUAGUUUGGUGGAAGGACUAGACAGCGCUGCUGUUGAAACAAUUGUCGCGAAAAGACCAUUUUCCAGUAUUGACCAGGCC
Messenger RNA from Phytophthora sojae, 336 nucleotides. RefSeq lists its product as hypothetical. The annotation marks the transcript as partial. The transcript has a single exon. Lineage: Eukaryota; Oomycota; Peronosporomycetes; Peronosporales; Peronosporaceae. The record is from RefSeq and is a predicted model, not a curated record.